AUGUUCAGAGCUAAGAUUUCGGGGCGUGCGCAGGCGCAAGAAUCCUUGAAAAGUUCCCGCAACAGCUGCUGGUAGCGUCCUCCGGCCGGUAGAGGGGGCCACCGAAACGCUCCGCUACCGGGCGCAGGCUUGGAGCUGAGCCAACCGCGCAUGCGCGCUAGUCCUCUGCUAGAGAGAUGGCCGAGUCCCCCGCCACCAAGAGGAAGCGUGAGGAGAAAGAGGGAGAGAACGGGUCCGCCGCGUCCCACAAGGAACGGCCGGCCGCCGGCGACUUCCCUUUGGCCAAGCUCUCCGUGCUGAAAGUGCUGAGGGAGUCUGCGCGGGAAAAGGCGAUCUUCCUCCACGGGCGGGUGAGUAGUGCUUCUGGGGAUGAGACAGAUGCUGUUGUGAUUCUUGAGAAGAUUCCUUUCCAGGAAGAGAACAUCACUGAACUCCUAAAGAAGCACACUGCCCUUCACCUCCAGAUGUCCAAUGAUAUUUACAGCACUUACCGCCUUUUGCUUCCUCCAGAAUUAAAUGAGAUAAAAACUACCGUGGUGUACCCAGCGACUGAAAAACACCUUCAAAAAUACUUGUGUCGGGCAGUGUAUCUCAUCCGGGAGACUGGGGAGGAUUACAAGAACGUCACUCUGCCUUUCAUAGAAUCACAGAGUUUCAGCAUUCAGUGGGUAUACAACAUCUUGGAGAAGAAGGCUGAGGCUGAUCGAAUUAUCUAUGAAAAUCCAGAUCCCAUCAACGGUUUUGUUCUUAUUCCAGAUUUUAAAUGGAAUCAAAAACAGCUUGACGAUUUAUACUUAAUCGCCAUCUGCCACCGUAGGGGAAUCAAGUCACUGAGAGAUCUUACGGAUGAGCAUCUCCCUUUGCUUAGGAACAUCUCGCAAGAAGGAGGGGAAGCCAUACAAAAGCGCUUUGGCCUCAUGAAGACCCAGCUGCGGGUUUACUUCCAUUACCAGCCAUCAUAUUACCAUCUUCAUGUGCAUUUCACCGCCCUGAGCUACGAUGCCCCGGGGUGCUCUGUGGAGCGGGCCCACCUCCUUUCCGAUGUGAUGUAUAAUCUGGAGCUUGACUCACAGUAUUAUCAAAAGUGCCCCUUGGCCUUUGCUGUCCGAGCAGAUGAGCCUCUGCUGAAGGAAUUCCAGGAAGCUGGUAAAGCCUGAACAACUGAGGAUGUUGAAGAAAGAAUGGAAUACACACACACACACACACACACAAAUGAAAUAAUACCUUUAUAUGGUCUGUAAGGUAUUUUGUUUUUUUUAAGACUUAAUUUGUAUGCCUUUCUAUUGGAAUAUGUUUUUUUUAAAUCAAUAAAUAGCUGUUUUCAGGAGUUCAGGAUAUAUCUUCCUUCCCCCAGCCCCACCCUUUUCUGGACCAUGUUUUGAUGCCCUGAGCACUUCUAGUUAAAAACCAGAGGCUAAGGAAUCCGUGGCCCUUCAGAUGUUGUUGGGCCCCAGUUCCCAUUUACCCAAACCAGCAUGACUAAUGGAUACAAUUGAUAGUAUCUGAGAACAAACAGAACUUGGAAGGCCACAGGCAUCGCAUUCCUGUGCUAUAUGGACCAUGGAUCUGACCUUUUAGAUACCAGCAGUAGGCAGGCUGGUGCCCUUCAAAAUAUUUUGCAGUUCAACAUCCUUCAGCCCCACCAGCUUGCAUGAUGAUGAGGGAUUUAUUCAAAAAAGAUCUGGAAAGCAUCGUGAUGCAAGGAAUGGCAUAUAUGCUUCAUGCUUCCAUUCCUUUCUGCUAAAUCUUGCAAUAUUGUAUUGAGCUCUGGUCCUGUUUUAAAGCUGCAAUACUGUACAUUAUCCUGGUUCUCUUCCCCAGCCUGGGUACCCUUCAGAUGUUUUGGACUACAGUUGAUCAUCUGACCAUUGGCUACCAAGUAUCAUGAAUGGAGAAGGAAGCUCCACAUGCUUAACCUGGAAAAAAGCCACAUCUAAAACAGUGACAAUUUCCAUACAAAAAUGGAUUAGGGUGCUCUGUAAAAAUCGUAAGAGAAGAACAUAUUUGCAGCCUAUGAAAAUUGGUCUUUGUUUCCCAGAUCUCAUAUUCCCUUCUUGGACUUUUCAGUCAAUAGUGUCUAGUCACUGUAUUGGUUCUGUCUUGCUUAGGGAUGGGCCAUGUGUGGCCCUCCAGAUGUUGAACUCCAAUUUGCCUAGUCUUAGCCAAUAAGGGAUGAUUGCAGCUGCAGGCCAACAUCUGGAGGGCCACCCACUGCCUACCACUGCUCUAAGUCCUUAUGUGACUUCUUUGUUCCAAUAAAGCUGACCAUGUGUUUCCUGUAAAGCAA
Messenger RNA from Candoia aspera, 2287 nucleotides. RefSeq names its product decapping enzyme, scavenger (gene DCPS). Bases 177 to 1157 code for a protein of 326 amino acids. Gene Ontology annotation, cellular component: nucleus; P-body. The record is from RefSeq and is a predicted model, not a curated record. NCBI's taxonomy places the organism in Eukaryota, Metazoa, Chordata, Lepidosauria, Squamata, Candoiidae. Gene Ontology annotation, biological process: deadenylation-dependent decapping of nuclear-transcribed mRNA. Gene Ontology annotation, molecular function: hydrolase activity; RNA 7-methylguanosine cap binding. The transcript has 6 exons.